Messenger RNA from Raphanus sativus (radish), 846 nucleotides. RefSeq lists its product as uncharacterized. The record is from RefSeq and is a predicted model, not a curated record. The coding region runs from base 1 to 846 and encodes 281 amino acids. The transcript has 2 exons. NCBI's taxonomy places the organism in Eukaryota, Viridiplantae, Streptophyta, Magnoliopsida, Brassicales, Brassicaceae.
AUGGGCAGGUAUCAGCAUCGACCUGUGCCUAGAUCCGAAGGGAUGAUGGUAUCUACUUGGCCUGACAUCUCCCAUAUUGCGAUAUCCAAACCGGAACUGAUCGGUGUCUUACGACAAAUGGGUCCUCAAGUCAAGUGGCCUCCUAAGAUGAGGGCCGCGGAGGCUAAUCGAAACCCCAAGCGAUGGUGCGAGUUCCAUAGUGACCAUGGUCAUACUACGGAGGAUUGCAUAGCCCUGAAGAUGGAAGUUGCCGAGCUCCUCAAGAAAGGCUACCUACGGGAGUUCCUCUCGAAUAAAGCUAAGAACCUUCUAAAUAAAGAAGGUCCCGGUCUCCCUAUCGAGGCAACUCCUGCAUUGCCACCACAGCUAGACCGGGUGAUCCAUGUCAUCACAGGCAGAUCAGAAGUAAGCAGAAUUAGCAGUGCCGCAGCCAAGAGAACAAACUGCUUGGUCAAGCGAAUACUGGUAGAUAAUGGGAGCUCCAGCAACAUAAUCUUCCAUUCGGCCUUCGCCGACCUGGGUUUGGAACCUACAGCUCUUACCAGAAAGGCAACUCCCCUCGUAGGCUUCAGUGGAGAAGUCAAACAAACCUUCGGAGAGGUCCUUCUUCCUGUGUAUGCCGAAGGGGUAAACCAAGCCACGAAGUUCCUGGUUGUCGAUUGCCCCUCAUCAUACAACGUGAUAUUGGGAAGGCCUUGGAUCCACGACAUGGGAGUUGUACCUUCAACUUUGCACCAGCUGGUCAAGUUCCCAACCCCUUGGGGCAUCAAAGCGGUCAAGGGAGAUCAAGAGAAUGCUAGGUCUUGCUCUCAGACUACCCUUAAGGGAAAGACUCAGGUCUUAUAG